Messenger RNA from Colletotrichum tamarilloi, 1131 nucleotides. RefSeq names its product RNA polymerase II elongator complex subunit. The transcript is spliced from 2 exons. The record is from RefSeq and is a predicted model, not a curated record. Gene Ontology annotation, biological process: tRNA wobble uridine modification. Lineage: Eukaryota; Fungi; Ascomycota; Sordariomycetes; Glomerellales; Glomerellaceae. The coding region runs from base 1 to 1131 and encodes 376 amino acids.
AUGCCGUUGAUCGUAGUAUCGGGUCUCCCGACCUCGGGUAAGACGACCCGCGCAAAACAGCUGCAAGCCCACCUGGCAGCACGCAUCGCCGCCGCCGCCGCUGACGGCAGCAGCAAACAAUCACCACCGUACCGACUCCAUUACAUCUCCGACUCGACGCUCUCGAUAUCGCGCGAUGUGUACGACCUCGACCCGAACAAGGUGCGCGCGCACACGCGCUCCGCCAACGCCUCGGAAAAGGACGCCAGGGCGGCUGUCUACGGCGCCGUGAAGCGCGUGCUGUCGGACCGGGAUAUUGUUAUUUUGGACGGGAUGAAUUACAUCAAGGGGUGGCGGUACCAGUUGCACUGCGAGGCUAAAGCUAUGAGGACGCCGAGCGUCGUGCUUCAGAUUGGGUGUGGAGUUGAGAGGGCUAGGGGGAUAAAUGAGGAGAGGUUGAGGAGGCGAGGGGCGGCUGCAUCGACGACGACGACGACGACGACGACGACGACCGCGACAGAGGAAGCACAAAUGGAUAGCAGUCAGAUCCCGGAGGACGCAAAGGAGGCAAACACAGAAGGCGAGACGAAGCAAGACGACACCGACGAAGAGCAGCAGCCCUACGACACGGACAACUGGGACAACCUCGUCUUCCGCUACGAGGAGCCAAACCCGAUGACGCGCUGGGACAGUCCGCUCUUCACCCUCAUCUGGGACGACGACGCGGCGCAGACGGCAAAAGUGUGCGACGACAUCUGGGACGCCGUCGCGGGUACGGGGCGGAAGGUCAUCAAGCCCAACCAGGCGACGGUCCAGCGCAGCCGUGACACGAGCGGGGAUUACCUGUACGUGCUGGACCGCGAGACGCAGGAUGUUGUGAAGAGGAUUUUGGAGGCGCAGGCUGAAGGGGAGGAGGGCGGGGAGGUCAAGGUCUCCAGGGGGGAUGAUGGGGCGGGAGGGGAGAAGAAGGAGCUUGUUGUGCAGCUCCCUGGUCGCAAGGUCGGUCUGCCGCAGCUUCAGAGGCUGAGGAGGGCGUUUGUGGGUUUGAACCGUGGCGGGAUCGGGCUCGAGGGCGUGGGCAACUUUAGCGCGGAGAGGAUGAGGGAGAGCUUUGUUGGGUAUCUGAACGAUACGUUUGAGCAGGAGGGUUGA